Messenger RNA from Brassica rapa (field mustard), 8516 nucleotides. Its product is annotated as aspartic proteinase CDR1. Gene Ontology annotation, biological process: proteolysis. Gene Ontology annotation, cellular component: extracellular region. The record is from RefSeq and is a predicted model, not a curated record. Gene Ontology annotation, molecular function: aspartic-type endopeptidase activity. NCBI's taxonomy places the organism in Eukaryota, Viridiplantae, Streptophyta, Magnoliopsida, Brassicales, Brassicaceae.
UUGAUUCUUCAUAUUUUAUUAGUUAAUUGUGUUACAUAUAAUAGAAAUACUUACUUCAAACUAAAAAAAAUCAAAUUUAAAAUGAGUUAUAUAUAAUUUAAUAUACAAAAAUUCACAUACAAAUAAAAAUGAUAAAUGUAACAAAUUUAAAUAUAUUAUCCGCGCGUAGCGUGGAGAAAGGAUCUAGUGACAGUAAAAACUGAAGACAAGCCUUUUUCAACAAUUAAAACACUUAUUUUGGAUUUUUGUUAAAUAAUUAAUAUAUGUUAACAGUUUCUAUGUCUUUCUAUCAAAAAAUAUUUUCCAUAUCAGCCAUAUCUUAUAUUACGGGUUCGGGUUGAAUUCUACUUCAUGAAUUAACAUGUGGGUUAUCCAUAUUGCGAAUUAAAUUACAAAAUAAAUCAUUGAGAAGUUCUUUUUGCAGGAAAUGCUUGAACUUUUUUUUAAAUAUGAAUUUAAACAGUAAAAUUGUUUUUGUUUUUGUUACUUCAAAUUCUUACAAAAUAUAAUAUUUUGUAUGUAUCAAUCUUAUAAGUGCCAAGUUGGUAUAAAGUUGGAGAGUGUUUGCAUUUUUAUACAAUAGAUUAUUAGGAUUAUAUGAGUAAAAAUGUAUCUUGACUUCUCUGUUGACUAGUUGACUUGUAUUAGAUUAUAUAGCUUAAUGUAUUGUUUUUAAUCAUGAAAAGAUAAUCAACAAUAUAAUUCAUUUCAAAAAUGUGUGUUUCAGAAGUAAAUUGUAAGAUACUGAUAAUCAAUAGUUGAUUUAUUUUGAUAAUCUUGUAGGUAAAAUAUAUUUGAAUUAAAAUUUUGGAUAUUUUAUAUGAAAAAUUAAAAAAUAAUACUAGGUGAAAUGUUACAUGAAUCCAAAUGAGAACACUUAAUCACAAAUGUAUGAAAAUUUCCGUCUAAAUUUAUUGACUGUUUUGAAAAAUAAUUUAGGAUCUAAAGAGGAGGAAUAUAUGUUAGCAUUUAAAGAAAAUACAGAAUAAAAGAUACAUGAAACAAGUCUGUAUGAGAUGAAUGAAUGAAAGAUAUAAAAUAUGUGCAUUAAAAUGAUAAAAUCUCUUCUAUAAUAGUUUCUGAUCUAUAUAAAUCACAAAUGGGCACUGAAUCUGUAGAUUGGCUAAUAAAUAAAAUUAAUGAGAAAAUAUCCUCUAUCAUAGUUUAUGAUCUAUCAGAUUCUCUAAACACAAAUGGAAAUGAAUUUGGUAGAUUAGAGUUUUUUUUUUAAAUCUCAGCAUGCGCGUUGCAAUUAGUUUACCACUAUCCCACAAACCUUAUAUAUACCAACACAUUAGAUUGCCAACAAAUAAAAAAGAACUCAUUAUUUCACUUCGAAUACAAAGACGAUGGCCUCUAUAUUCUUUUCAGUUCUCUUGCCUCUAUCAGUACUCUCUUCACCCUUUCUCCUAAACGCAAACGCUCAUACAAAACUUGGCUUCAGCACGGAUCUGAUCCACCGUGACUCUCCUAAAUCGCCUUUCUACAAUCCGACAGAAACCUCUGCUCAGCGUCUAAGAAACACGGUUCACCGAUCCGUAAACCGUGUUGUCCAUUUCAACGGAAAAGAUGCAUCAGUUAACUCACCUGAAACUGAGAUAACCUCAGAUGGAGGUGAAUAUCUCAUGAAUGUAUCACUCGGGACUCCUCCCUUCCCGAUCAUGGCGAUCGCUGACACGGGAAGCGAUCUCCUAUGGACCCAGUGCAAGCCAUGCGAUGACUGUUACACUCAGGAUGAUCCUCUCUUUGACCCUAAAGCAUCUUCUACAUACAAAGACGUUUCUUGCUCCUCAAGCCAAUGUACUGCCCUUGAGAGUCAAGCCACUUGUUCGACAGAAGACAACACUUGCUCUUACACUUUGUCUUACGGGGACAAGUCUUACACAAAGGGUAAUGUUGCCGCCGACACCGUAACGCUUGGCUCCACUGAUAACCGCCCCGUGCAGCUCAAAAAUAUCGUCAUUGGAUGUGGUCACAAUAACGCUGGAACAUUCAGCAAGAAGGGCUCUGGAAUCAUUGGACUUGGUGGUGGUUCGGUUUCGCUCAUUUCGCAACUCGGAGACUCAAUCGAUGGCAAAUUCUCAUACUGCUUGGUCCCUCUAUCCUCAGAAAACGAUAAAACAAGCAAGAUCAACUUCGGAACUAAUGCGGUUGUGUCGGGAAAUGAAUCUGUCUCAACUCCAUUGAUCACAAAAUCGCAAGCGACCUUCUAUUACCUAACCCUAGAAUCCGUUAGCGUGGGUAGCAAGAAUAUCAAAUACCCAUCGGUAUCAGAUUCUUAUGGAAGCAGCAGCAAGGGGAACAUCAUCAUCGACUCUGGCACAACUCUGACCAUGUUCUCAACCGACUUUUACUCCGAACUCGAAGAUGCGGUUGCAUCCUCAAUCGAUGCUGAGAGAACUAACGAUCCACAAAACGUGUUGAGUUUGUGUUACAGCGCAACCGCUAAGCUGAACGUUCCAGUCAUUACUAUGCAUUUCGAUGGAGCAGAUGUGAAGUUAGACUCCUCCAAUGCCUUCAUACAAAUCUCUGAGGAUUUGGUUUGCUUCGCCUUCCGUGGGGACGACCAGUUGGCAAUUUACGGGAAUAUAGCACAGAUGAACUUCCUUAUUGGUUACGACACCGUUUCUAAGACGGUCUCAUUCAAACCAGCAGAUUGUGCAAAGAUGUAGAUGUUUCCGCUCCACCUGCCUAGUUUUUCUUUCCUUUCAAAUUAUAUAGUUUUAUUAUUAUUAUAUUAAUGGCUGAAUUCAUUUUAGCCUCGUUUCUUCGUUUACAAUUAUGAUUAUGUAGAAUCCUUAAUUUAUUUCAUUAUGAUAUAAUAUUAUUGGUUCUCUUCGUAAUUGCAUAUUUAUCUUACCACUAUUUAAUAGGAAUGAUUUGAUAACUUUAGAAAACUAUGUUUUCUAAUAUUGUUCCUCUAAGCGGUGUUAGACCAUCUCCACUGGUCAGAACCUAUCAUGGGUUCUAAUGAAUAGUUUAAUUAUAAAUUUUGUAAUUUGUGAAGUUUAAAACCCUUUGUAAUGUAAUUAAAUUUGUAGUGGUCCAAUGGCAGAAUCCUUUUGAAGUUCUUAAAAAUUAAUUUUUAAAAAAAAUUAGAGAUUCAGUUAUUAAAUUUAAAUUUUAUAAAACUUACAAAUUAUUGGAUUUCAUAAAAUUUAAACAAAUAUGACAUAAAAGCAUAUUAAAAAUAGAAAUACAAAUUUAUAAUUAAUUUUUUUUUAAAUUAAACAUGAAAGAAAAGCAUAAAUAAAAUUUUAAAUAAACAUGACACAAAAGUAUAUUAAAAAUAUAAAUUCAAAAAGUUCAGCUUUCAAUUGUUGAUGUACUGUUUUAUAACGAACUCGAUUUCGAAUGCUCAUCAUAUUCCCGAGAUUUGAAGGCAUAUAUGUAGAAUACGUGAAACCCACUUGUAAACUUCGGUUUGAUUAUACAUGUGCAAAUUUUGAUACAUCAAACUGACCAUCUCGUUCGUCUUCUACUAUCAUAUUAUGCAGUAUGAUACAUGUUCUCACUAUCUUUCCAGUUUUUACUUUAUCCCACAUAAGAGCUGGGUUUUUUACUAUGGCAAAUCGAGCUUGCAAGACUCCAAAAACACGCUCGGCAUCUUGACAUACAGCUUCUUGAUAUGUAACGAAUAAGGAUGCUUUCGGACCUUGUGGAAGUGGAAUAGAUUGGACAAAAGUAGCCCAUUUUAAAUAAAUACCAUCUGUGAGAUAGUAGGCCAAAUGGUACUCGUGUCCGUUGAUAAUGUAAUUCACUUUUGGAGCUCGGCCAUGUAAUAUAUCAUCAAAAACUAAUGACCAAUCAAGAAUAUUGAUAUCAUUUAAUGUACCUGGAGGUCUAAAAAGUGUGUCAUAUCCAGAGAUUUUGUGAAGCUACAGCCUCUAAAAACAUUGUUGGCUUUCCUGAUCCACAUGUAUAUUGACCUUUCUAUGAGGUCUGGCAAUUUUUCAACUCCCAAUGCAUACAAUCAAUUAUUCCUAUCAUCCCGGGAAAUCCGUGUAUCUCUCCAAUAUUGAGUAGUUGUUGAAGAUCUUCUGACGUGAGUAUUCUUAGAUACUCAUCUCCAAAUAAAUUUAUGAUUCCUUCAACAAAAUGUUCCAAGCAUGAAAUCGCUGUGGUGUCAUCAAGUCCGAGGUAUUCAUCAACCGCAUCAGCUGGGCAACCAUAUGCCAUCAUACAAAUUGAUGCCAUUUACUUUUGUAAAAUAGUGACCAAACCUUCCGGUAGCAUCUCUUCUUUGUUGAAAGAAGGGGACUUCAGUGGAGAGUCAAUCAACAAUACGCAUGAACAAGGGCUUGUUCAUACUAAAACGAUGUCGAAAUAUUUGAGAAGGGUAUGUUACAUCUUCACUAAAAUAAUUGUUCCAUAACUGGAUGUGUCAUUGUUCAUGUUGUCUUUCAAUGUAGAUUCAUUUUUUUGUUGAAAGAAGGGGACUUCAGUGGAGAGUCAAUCAACAAUACGCAUGAACAAGGGCUUGUUCAUACUAAAACGAUGUCGAAAUAUUUGAGAAGGGUAUGUUACAUCUUCACUAAAAUAAUUGUUCCAUAACUGGAUGUGUCAUUGUUCAUGUUGUCUUUCAAUGUAGAUUCAUUUUUUUUACUUAGCCGAUUCUUGACGACCACUAUGAUGAAUGAAAAGUUUUUGAAAUUGUUGAUCGAAAAUUUAGUUGAAUUUUUCAUCCAUCAUUUCUUCAAAAUUAUCAGAAAAAGAAGAAGAUGAUGUCAUUUACAAGAUGUUAACUCUUGCUAUUUUGGUGAAUGUGAAGAAAGAGUUGUGGUCAGAUGAAAUUACUAAAAGAAGGUGAAGAGAAACAAAAUCUUAAAACUUAGGAGAAAAAUAAAAAAGAAGCAAAAUGUGGUUGUUGGAACAAAUGAUCAUAGUUUUUACUUAUGAAAAAAACAUGGAAACACAUCUAAGAAAUUUUGAUUCCAAAUAUCUAUGUAUGUCAGAUGUAAAAAUUAUUUUUCUUCUUGUCUUCUUCUUUUUCUUAUUGUCUUCUUCUUUUUUAAAUCAUGUGAAAUGGACUGUUUAUUGUCUUUUUCCACGAGCUGCAGCAGAAUUUGCUUGGUUAAAAUUAAUGCAUAACUUAAAAAUUAUAACAAAAAUUAAAAAUAUGCCACAGCAAGUACUGUUUACUCAUGUUGUCUGCUUUUUGUCUUGGCUCUACCUGCAAAAACUGAUCAGAAACAUGGUAGAGAGUCUUCUUGUUACACAAUACACACAAUAAUUUCUUGGUAAAGAAUCAACUCAUUUACCGUCAAUUUAGAUGGUCACAAAUAGUAUAAUACCAAUAACUCAAAGUUUCUCUUCUGAACAUUAAUAAUCCAUGAUAAGUUUCUCUUAAAUCGACACAGUUUCAAUAAAAUUAACUCAAAAUACGACAAAUUAAAUAAUAUAAACUCAGACACUGAUUAAAUCAAAACAGACUCAACAAUGUCAAAAUCUAACUAACUUGUCAACAUGUUAUUAAUUAGCUUAUUUUUCAAAGUAAUUUCUAUUUCACUAAAUGGCUCUUUCUUUAUAAUUAGGCGUUAAGCAAUUUUUCUUGUUAAGUUUGUCCUUCAAAAUAAAGUCAUUUUUACCUUAUCUCCCACAUGCUCUGAAACUCCACAAGUGGCUUCCCCUCCUCUUCCAAAGUCGUUGGCUUGCUCACAUAAUGUUUACCUUUGGCCUUUGCUAGUUUAACGCCACCAGGCCGAGCCAUUAUCCUCUCCAUCGCUACAUGGCACAAAAGUUGAUGACUGUGCGGAUUGGUCAUCAAACUUUCUUCUUUUUUACUUUACGUUAUCUUUAGUAGAAGAAGCUCCACACCAAUUUUGAUCAUGGUGAAGUUCUAACCAUGCAUGCUCAAGUGUGAACUUGACCUUGUAUUCAUUGAAGAAUAUUUUAUGGGUUAUUUUCAUAACAUCAUUCUCAUUCUGUCCACUGGAUUUCUCUUUCGUUGCAGCAUCAUAACAGCCUACAAACUUACAUACACCCUCAUUAAUCUUUCCCCACCUUUUUUUACAAUGACUUGGCUCUCUCUUUUGCAAACCAGCAAGCUUUGUACUUGAUGCAAAAUAGGCUGCAAUUCGUUUCCAAAAUGUCAUUGCUUUUUGCUCAUUCCCAACACCAAGAUCUUUUGAGGUGUUCAACCAAGCACUGAUGAGCACAAUAUCUUCUAUUGGCGACCAUUUCUGUCUUUCUUAUGGUCAUAAAUAGUGUGUGCAUCUACGUUUGCAUCUUCAGCCCAUUGUGUACCAAAGACAGAGACAUCUGACGCUCCAAGUUCCAUACUAGGUGAACAACUCACAUACUAAUUAGGGUGUUGACUGUUUGGUUGUUGAUUGUUUAAGAGGUUUACAAGGGUAGAAGAUUGACUAUAUGAAUCCAUAAACUUGUUUAAAAGUUAUAAGGAAAUAGCAAAGGAGAAAGGGUGAGUUGUUCGGUUUGAAAAGGAAAGUUAAAAGGAGAACUUUUAGUUGUUAAAGUUUCAGAUUUAAGUGUUAAUUAAUGGCAAUCAAUGACUUUACCAAAAAUUAAAACAACCAAGAAAAGUAAAUGUAAAACACUUCUACGCAACUAUCAAAUAAAUGACACUAAAGUCCAUUUGAUUUCCAACCUAAUCAAUAUCCAACACGCAUUAAAAGAAAAGUCUAUUACCCUCUUGCACUGAAAUGAAAGAGAUAUGUUUUGAUGAUGUUUGAUCCGUUUCUGAGAGAACUGGCACCAUAGUGAAAUCUUACACAACAAAUAAAGAAUGUAAAAUUAAAUGGCACUAAACCAUAAACUGUAAAGAGAUAAACGAAAACGAAAACCAAAAAGAAAACAUAUGGAGACUAAACGGUAUGAAAAUAAAGAAAACACAAGCUUGGUGUAAAGCAUCAUCUUGUCAUCAAAUUUUAAAAAGAGUCCAAGUAAUUCAUGAAUACUGAUUAGGACCGUAGAUGAUAAUGCUAACCUAUCUCAACAACCUAAUUUUAAGUAUUAAUUCGUGUCAUCAUGUCAACCAAAAUUCCGAUACUACCAUAGAGCCUUAACCAAUUUUAUCUGCUUGUUAAGCCUAAUAACUAAGAAGCUAUUACGAAUCAUGCAACAUAUGUUUAAGAACUAAGCAUAUCAAUUUCCUGAAAACAAUCAUUCCCACCAUCACUUAGCUUAUACAAAACACACAAAAACUGAUUUAACACUUAUAAUAGAGUUUUUUUUCCUUUUACCUUGUAAUCACUAUUAACUUUUGCUAAUGAAACUAUUUGUUGUAUCGUUGAUAGCUCCAACAUGCCAUCUUAAACUGCUAUGUGAUCCUGACAUUUCGUUUCUCCCUCAAUAGAAACCUGGAAAAAAAACUCAAACCAAAUCGGCUCUUUCAAUUACAACGAGGUUUGGAAACUGGACAAAGACAUACAAAUAAUAAGAUAGAACCAAAUCGAUAUAAUAAGAGAGAAAAGAGAAGAGAUGGACAGAGUCAAAUGUAAUCUCAAAUCUCAUCAUUAAAACAAAAUUUUUGAUUAUAAUCAACGGAAUUCAAUUCACGAACUUCAAAUCAAUACAAAAAAAAUUCAAAGAAUCUGAACCAUGGCGGUGAUUUCAUGGACGGAUUUGGAGGAGGACGUAGCAGCCAUCAAGCCAGAGAGAAAGUGAUUCGGUGAGAAACAUCGAUGAAGAGAGAGACAUGGGCAAAAGUUUCCCACUUUUGUCUAAAAUUAAUUAGCCAAUACCAAAAAGGCACGUAUGGGGUGUUCACCAGUUCUAAAAUGGCUAUAUUAGACACCGGUUCUGAUAUUUUAUCUCAUUUUUUAUUUAUUUAUUUAUUGGUUUUUUUUGUUGAACCUCUUAUUAAACCCUCCGUUAGAGGUGCUCUUAGUUUUCAUCUUUGAUGAAAAAGAAAAAUAACAAUAAAGACAGAAAAAAAGCAUAUCACUUUCAUAUAAGACACAUAUGUCUUUAUGUAGAAUCCUUAAUUUAUUUCAUUUUGAUAUAAUAUUAUUGGCUCUUUUCAAAAUUGCAUAUUUAUCUUAUUACUAUUUAAUAAGAAUGACUUGAUAACUUUAGAAAACUCUGAUUUUUAAUGUUUUUUUUUUCUAAACGGUAUUAGUUUCCUUCUUUGCUGAAAAAGCAAGAUAACAAUAAAAACAGGAAAAAUGUAUAUCACUACCACAUAAGACGCAUAUAUCUCCUACUUUGGGACGACAAACAAUUUUACUAUAACACAUGCCUCUUGCCUGCCAAUGAAAGAAUACCAAAGACUUAAAUUGGGUUAGCCCAUGUCUAUUUUUGUCUAUAUUUAUUUGUCCAUUUUUUGUUUGCAGACAAUUAGUGACGAUGUCGGUUAAUGACUGAAUCCAUUAAGUACCAAAUCCAUGAAGUCCAUUACAGGACCAUAUAAAAAAUACAAAGUUCAUAAGACUGAAAUUCAUAUGUAAAUUCAUAAGUAUAUUAAUACAUAAGUUCAAAAUCGUAACUAACAUAAGUUCAAAAACAUAAAAAAAACAUAAACACAUACUACAUAACUUCAUUACAUUAAGAUGAUA